AUGCAAACAGGCACCCUCCCCAGACCCAUCAUCUGGGCUGAGCCAGGCUCUGUCAUCCCCCUUGGGAGACCUCUGACUUUCUGGUGUCAGGGAACCUCAGGGGCUCAAAACUAUGUCCUAAUAUCAUCAAAAUCUGUACAGAUCUGGUCUGAAAAUAUGAUCCCUGUGUCUGGGAACAAAGCAAAGUUCACCAUCAGCGAGAUCCAACAGGGCCAUGCAAGGGGGUGGGAAUGUCAGUAUUGUGAAGCUUCUACAUGCUCCAUGUAUAGUGACAAGCUGAAGCUUAUGGUCACAGGUUUUCACGACAGACCAUCCCUCUCAGCCCUGCCGAGCCCUGUUGUGCCCGUAGGGGAGAACGUGACCCUUCAGUGUGGCUCACCUGAGAGGUUCCGAGGAUUUGUUCUAAUUAGGGAAGGAAAACCUGAGUCUUUCUGGGUCCAAGAAUCACAGCCACACCACAAUGGGCUCUUCCAGGCUCUAUUCCCUGUGGGCCCCGUGGGCUCUGGGCAGAACUGGACAUUCAGCUGUUAUGGUCAUUUUGAAAAUGAAUUGGUGAUGUCAGAACCCAGCAACAUGCUACAGCUCUUGCUCUCAGGUUUUUACAGAAGACCAUCCCUCUCAGCCAUGCCGAGCCCUGUUGUGCCCUCGGGGAAAAACGUGACCCUCAAGUGUGGCUCAUCUAUGAGGUUCGAAGGAUUUGUUCUGAUUAGGGAAGGGAAACCUGAGUCAUAUCGGGUCCAGGAAUCACAGACAAACCACAAUGGGCUGUUCCAGGCCCUGUUCCCUGUGGGCCCUGUGGGCCCUGGACAAAACUGGACAUUCAGCUGUUAUGGUCAUUUUGAAAACGAAUUGGUGCUGUCAUACCCCAGCAACGUGCUACAGCUCUUGCUCUCAGGAAAUUUUUCUCUAUACAAGGAGGGGGUCCUGGACCUCUACCGGGUCCCCAGCCACAAUACACAGGCCGGUCUCUCUCAGGCAGACUUAAAACUGGGUCCUAUAAGCACCUUCCUUGGCAGCACAUACUGCUGCUAUGGGAGACAUAGCCUCACACUCCUGUGGUCAGAGGUCAGUGACCCAUCGGACAUCCUGGUAGCAGAUUUCAGCAUCUCUAUCAGUCGUAGCAACACGGGAUGGGGCUUUCACAUCACAGACAAGAUCAAUUCUCAGCAUAUCUGUGGGCUGCACAGAGAAGAGAACAGUUCCCAUUCCUGA
Molecule: messenger RNA, 1212 nt
Organism: Suncus etruscus (white-toothed pygmy shrew)
Lineage: Eukaryota; Metazoa; Chordata; Mammalia; Eulipotyphla; Soricidae
Product: leukocyte immunoglobulin-like receptor subfamily A member 6
Exons: 6
Coding region: 1-1212 (403 amino acids)
Biological process (GO): cytokine-mediated signaling pathway
Molecular function (GO): inhibitory MHC class I receptor activity
Source: RefSeq, a predicted model, not a curated record